AUGUACAAAUAUUACCACCUCACCCAUAUAAUCGAUUCCCUUGCAGCUACGACUGAUCUGAAUCUCAAGGAGGACGAGGACUAUGAAUCUAAUCCACCGAGGAAUAUUUCGAUAUCUAUCAACAACCGAUACCAAGCUAAUUACAUCAUUUCGGGAGGUGCCAACGCCAAUCUGGUCUGCUCUGUUGAUGGAUUUCCUCCUCCCUUCAUCACGUGGCGAAAGGAUGGCGACAUCAUAAAGGAAGAGAACCUCACAGACCGCUAUGGCCUCCGCCAGCCUCCCACUGACGGCUUCAUUAGUGUCUUCGACGUGAUCAACGCCGGGCGUGAAGACAGCGGCACCUAUGCAUGUACAGCUCACACCAGCGCCAACCAGAAUGAUAGUCCGGAGGCCGAGGUGCACCUGGCCGUGCCUACCUAUUUCCCAGUUUUACAAAAUCAAGGGGAACUUUCAAGGAGGUUCACUGUUGUUGAGGGAGAAUCAAUCGUGGUCAACUUCACAGUCGUCUCAAGUCCAAGGUCAUUAGUUGUGAAAUGGAGCCUGCAGGCAGAUGGAAGUAAUGAAACCAGUGUUUGGAGUAGGAGCGGUGACAAUUCUCUUUGGAACAUGAGGAACCGGACAUUGUCAACUGAUGUCCAGUUAUUUCAAUUCUACCACGUGAAUGUUACUGAAAACAUGACCGGUCUGUACAGGGUCAUCUUGACCAAUGGUCUUCGUCGUAAUCUGGAUUUGGAAUACAGUAUCGGAAUAAGAUAUGGGUCAUCUUGA
Messenger RNA from Haliotis rufescens (red abalone), 768 nucleotides. RefSeq names its product papilin-like. The record is from RefSeq and is a predicted model, not a curated record. Gene Ontology annotation, cellular component: cell-cell junction. The transcript is spliced from 4 exons. The coding region runs from base 1 to 768 and encodes 255 amino acids. Gene Ontology annotation, molecular function: cell adhesion molecule binding. NCBI's taxonomy places the organism in Eukaryota, Metazoa, Mollusca, Gastropoda, Lepetellida, Haliotidae. Gene Ontology annotation, biological process: cell-cell adhesion.